This is a messenger RNA of Lucilia cuprina (Australian sheep blowfly), 2589 nucleotides long. It is a transcript of the gene Socs36E, whose product is annotated as probable serine/threonine-protein kinase DDB_G0277071. The coding region runs from base 179 to 2380 and encodes 733 amino acids. Gene Ontology annotation, molecular function: 1-phosphatidylinositol-3-kinase regulator activity. Gene Ontology annotation, cellular component: phosphatidylinositol 3-kinase complex. Gene Ontology annotation, biological process: intracellular signal transduction; phosphatidylinositol phosphate biosynthetic process. The record is from RefSeq and is a predicted model, not a curated record. Lineage: Eukaryota; Metazoa; Arthropoda; Insecta; Diptera; Calliphoridae. The transcript is spliced from 4 exons.
AAAUAAAUAAAAAAUACAAACAAGUAAAAAAAUACAAAUAUAAAAUAUUUAAUUAAAAAUUUAAAAAAAGUUACACUUAACAAACAACUAGUUGAAAUAAAAGAGAAAUAGAAACACAAAUGUCAAUGGAAAAUCCCCAUAAUUUUGUAUAAAAAAAACGUUUUAAUUAUAAAUUCAGAUGGGUCACCGUUUUAGUAAAACUGCUGCAAAUAAUAUUGCUGCUAAAACAACGACAACAACUACUAUUUCUACAGAAAAAGCAUUUACCACAACAACAACAAAUAUAAUACCUAUACCUAACGGUAAUCAACAGCAACAACAACAAUUUGUAGGACCCACUAUAAAUUUACAAAUACAAGGAAGUCCUACCACCACUACCUGUAGUGGAAGUAACGAUAAUAAUCUUAUAACAACAACAGCUGGCAUUUUACAGCAACAGCAACAACAACAGCAACAGCAAACUAAUAGUAUUAGCAAUAGUUUAACAUCAGUUAAUAAUUUAUCGUGUGGACGUCAGAUAAUCAUUAAAAUUCAAUUGGCUAAAAUGGAAAACGGAAAUGAAACAUCAUUAUCACCACAACAACAACAACAACUGCAACAGGACUCUAGCACUACUACGAAUAAUACUACUACUUCCUUGGAAAGUUUAACAGCUGAUUGUAAUCUCAAUUCCCGAGAAUUAGCAACAACAGUAACAGCAGCGGGUACACAAUUUUUAAAUCUUACUUUAAAUGGUAGUAGCCAUCCUACUACUUCAUUGUCUUCAACAACAACAACAUCAUCAUCAUCAUCAUCUUCUGCUUCAUUAUUUAGAACUGCUGGCAGUUCUUUGAAUAGAAAUAAUAAUUAUUUAAAUAAAAAUAGUGGCAUGACAAGUUCAGGUGCCAUGUCAAGACAUGAACGUCCGGAACGUUUUAAUUCUUUACAAUUUAAUGAUGAAAUUGUCGAACAAAAUAUUGGUGAAAUUGUUGAGUAUUGUGAAGUUUUGGAAGAUCAUCAUCAGCUGCAACAACCUGCUGGUAGUUUGCAUAUGCAAGCAAUUAAUGAAGAACCAGAUAAUAACGAGGCAAAUGUUUGCUGUCGCCGUAAAUCAAAGUCUUUAGCAGCAAGUGGAAGUUCAAUGUCUUCUAGCAGUAAUAAUACGGGUGCGAAAACGAAAAGUCGUUGUCGUAAGUGUAGUUGUCGCGAUGCAUUCAGACGCUUUUUAGAUCCCUCACUAUCAAGAUCAUCAAAUAAGGCCAGCAAACAACAGCAGCAACAACAACAACAGCAGCAGCAGCAACAGCUUAAAGAACAAAAACGUAACAAAUCACAAGAUAGACAUUCCAUUAAUAAUCCACUGGUUAUAAAUAAUACAAAUAAAGUCACAUUACAACAGCAACGUAAUUCCAUGCAUUCCACCACCACAACCACCAUCAUGAACACAAAUACACCAACAACAAGACCCCCAACAAGUACAACAACAUCAACAGCAGCUGCUGCUAUAGUUGUACCCCCUGCAGUAAGCAAUCAAGUAGCAUUAUGGGGCCCGGCCACUACUACAAAUGGCAGUGAUGUUAUUAUACCCCUAACAACACCAGCACCAUCACAAUUUGUUGUGCUACAAUGUGCUAUAGUAAAUCCCUCGAAUGCAGCUCUACCACCCCUACCUAAUAUCCAUAACCCCAACACCUCCAAUUCUUGCUUAAACAGCAAUAGUUUAUUAGCAAUAACGCAAGAUCUAACACCCUCUUCUUCCUCCUUGUCCAACUCCACCUCCAUCUCCAAUGAUUUAAUGGUUAAAGUUCCUGCUAAUCCCACAAGACCGGCGGCAGCUGUUAGCGGUUCCACAGGACCCAUUGUACAUUCACAAGUAGAUUUUGUUCACUAUCUAGUGCCCGAUUUGGAACGUAUUACCAAUUCCAGUUUUUAUUGGGGUAAAAUGGAUAGAUAUGAAGCUGAACGUUUGUUGGAGGGUAAACCAGAGGGUACUUUUCUGCUGCGCGAUUCAGCCCAAGAAGAAUUUCUAUUCUCAGUAACAUUUCGUAAAUAUGGACGCUCUUUGCAUGCUCGCAUUGAACAAAGUGAUCAUCGUUUUAGCUUUGACUGUCAUGAUCCUUGUGUUUUUACCGCUCCCACUGUUACCGGACUGCUGGAACAUUAUAAAGAUCCCGCCUGUGUUAUGUUCUUUGAGCCUAUGCUUACCAUACCAUUACAUCGUAAGAAUUGCUUUUCCCUGCAGAAACUAUGUCGUGCCACAAUUGUCUCGAAUACCACUUACGAUGGUAUCAAUGAAUUAGAAUUACCGGCACGUCUCAAAUCCUAUCUAAAGGAAUAUCAUUAUAAGCAAAAACUGCGCGUUAAAUCCAAUGAACCCACCUACACUAUACACUGUAAAUAGUGUAAAGAUAUAACGGCUAAUAUGAGCCGUCAACAGCAAGAAUUUUUACCCAUAACAACGUAUCAUAAGGCCUAUCAUGUGGCCAGAUAUCAAUAUGAACGUGAUACAUAUCAUCAGCGUUUAAUUAAAUGGUACGAUGACAAGUUGCGUUCAUUGGAGGAACACAAACAAUUACACACAAAUAAAUGUGUGAUUUUCUAAAAAAAAAA